Haliotis rubra (blacklip abalone) is the source of this 972-nucleotide messenger RNA. Its product is annotated as protein ALP1-like. Lineage: Eukaryota; Metazoa; Mollusca; Gastropoda; Lepetellida; Haliotidae. The transcript is spliced from 3 exons. The record is from RefSeq and is a predicted model, not a curated record.
AUGGAGAAGAAGAUGAAACUGUUUCAGAAUAGCCUCUGGAAAGAUCACAUAAAAACCAAGGACUUUGUGGACUAUACAGUGCAUAACUUUCUACCAGACACCUUCAAGCGCUAUUUCCGAAUGAGCAGAGGAACAUUGGAGGCGCUAUGUCAAUCACUCGCACAUUCACUGUCGACACGAACGGUUCCAGGUGGUCGUCCAGAGGUCCCACUGGAGAAGAAGGUUCUACUGAUCUUACGCUAUCUGGCAGCACAGGAAACAAUGUUCAAACUGGGUCAGGACUUUGAUGUUACAGAAUAUAGUGCCCUGAAAUGCCGCCGUGAUGUCAUUGGUGCUAUUAACACUGUUCUUCUGCAAAAGUUCAUCAAAUGGCCUGAACGUGCUGAUCUCGCUACAAUCGCACAAGACUUUGACACCUUUGGGAACUACAGGUUUCCAAAUAUCGUUGGAGCGAUUGAUGGAUGUCAUAUUGAAAUUGAAGCUGCAGUCAACAAUCCAAAGAUUGGAUGGCCUGGCCGUGUACAUGAUGCAAAAGUCCUAAGAAAUUCAACCUUAUGGAACAGUGGCUAUGAGAAAACCAACAAUGGACAUUACCACCUUAUUGGGGAUGCUGCAUAUCCAAUAAAAGAAUGGAUACUCACACCAUACAGGGACAAUGGACAGUUGACACCACGACAGCUGCGCUUCAAUAGGUGUCUGUCAUCCAAACGACAGGUUGUGGAACGGGCCUUUGGUCUCUUGAAGAACCGAUUCCGACGUCUGAGACAUGUUCAUAUCCACAACGUACAUGAAAUCUGCAAAGUAAUUGCAGCCUGUUGUGUCCUCCACAAUGUAUGUGUACUGCGUGAAGAUCAGCUUUAGGAUGUCAUUGAUCAUGACCCACAGCCGGUACUGCAAGGACCUUUGCCCACGUUGCAGCAAAAUGAUGCUCAGGGGCAACUGAAACGUGUCAUGAUCACUAAUAACCUGUAG